Molecule: messenger RNA, 5616 nt
Organism: Nilaparvata lugens (brown planthopper)
Lineage: Eukaryota; Metazoa; Arthropoda; Insecta; Hemiptera; Delphacidae
Product: GPI inositol-deacylase
Exons: 17
Coding region: 79-2967 (962 amino acids)
Biological process (GO): endoplasmic reticulum to Golgi vesicle-mediated transport; GPI anchor metabolic process
Cellular component (GO): endoplasmic reticulum
Molecular function (GO): phosphatidylinositol deacylase activity
Source: RefSeq, a predicted model, not a curated record
ACAGCUGAGAAGGAUUUUGGGCUGUCGUUUGCAGACUGCACUAAUUUACAUGUUUGGGUUCAAAAUAAAAACGGAAUAAUGGCUGUUGUAAAUGGAUUAAUUGCUGUAUGUUUGUCAAUUUUUUUACUCUAUCUUGUGGGACUUAAGGGUUACCUGAAAAUCUAUCGCGACAACAAGUGCGAAAUGACUUAUAUGUUUGAGUAUCCUCAGUAUGUGAGAAUAUCACUUCCACUCAAUGUUUCCUUUCAAUUUCGACGCUAUGGCUUGUUCGCCUACAGUGAAGGUCGAUAUACUGAACGUGCCAGGGAAAUGAAGUUUAAUGGAAUACCUGUAUUGUUCAUUCCUGGGAACAGCGGCUCACUAAAGCAAGAUCUAUUGAAGGAUUCUCAAUUUGAAUCUGUGAGAUCUCUGGCGUCAGUGAGUUUGAGAAAGUCGUUGAGCUCCCAUGCUCCUUUUCACUUCGACUUCUUCUCAGUCGACUUGAACGAGGAGUACAUGGGAUUGUUCGGCGGAUUCCUCAACGAUCAGACCAGAUUUGUGCACCACUGCAUAGAGCGAAUAUUCGCGCUGUACAAGCGCAACAAGCCUGAUUCGAUUGUCAUCAUUGGACAUUCUAUGGGAGGAUUGAUAGCGAAAGGACUGUACCUGGACCCAGAAUUUGACUCGAGCCGUGUCCGUCUGAUGAUAAGUUUGGCAACACCACACAGUCCUGCUCUGCUGCUGGACUCCUACAUGGCUGACUACUAUGAGCGCCUGGCUGAUCUGCCCUCUCUCGACAAGAGUGUCACGCUCAUAUCAGUUGGCGGAGGCAUAAGAGAUCGGCUCAUUAGGUCUGGACUCACUUACACUAGGGACGCUCACAUAUGCAUUACUAGUACUCAAGUACCAGAUGUGUGGCUCUCUACCGAUCACCUUUCAAUACUCUGGUGUAAGCAGUUGGUCCUGGUUCUCGUCAGAGCUCUCUUUGAUUCUGUUGAUCUCAACACAAAGCAGAUAUCAGCAGAUCCUAAAUAUCGAGAACGUGUUUUCAACUAUCAUUUGAUCAGUCGCACCGCUGGCAAAAGCCUAAGCACCUCUCAGCACCCUGAAAAAGUGCAGCUUUGGGACGGAGUGAGUCGACCGGGCGCCUGGCUCAAAGUGACUGAUAAACAGCAGACUGUGGCGCACCCUGGCGGAGUCAAUCAACCCACCCACCAUAUCAUCCCUCUCUACGAACUCAGGCAACAACGGUCACUGCUCGAUGUACUCAGCGUCAACCAUCGCAACAAGGACUGGCUGUUUGCCUGCAAAGCUACAAAAACUAAUGUUAAAACUGGUUCUGGAAAUGGUAAAACGGUUGCUGGAAAUGGUAAAACAGAUGGCGAUGAGUUGCUGAUGUGUACUUGGGCCGACAACUUGUCGCCUUCUGGGCGAAUUGCGCCAACCAAACAUCUGAAGAGGAAGGUUGCUCGACUUGAUUUGACGGAACUGAGGAAAAAUGGUCAUACGCAUGUUGUGGCCAGGAUUUUGCCCACUAGCCAACCGGUGAGAAUGUAUUUUGACAUGCAUGGCUUCUACGAAAGAACAGUGACUCCGCCUUCACUUCCUCGAUGGAUAUCUCCAAUACCUGCCACCCUUGUCCACGAAACCACUCCAAAAUCCGUGAGAUAUACUAUAGCUUUACCAGGACUGCAUUCAAUAUGGCAAGCAUACAGGGUGUUGGUUGAGACGGUGAACUGUUCACAAAUCGAACACCAGACUGUUAUUUCAUUGGUUAUUCCAUGGGGCGCUGAAGGCAUCAGUAAAGUAUUUUUGACCGAUAGAGCUUCGCUGCCAAUUCGUCUACAGUCAGCCAAACCUGUGACGUCACCACCUAUAAUGGAUCCCUUUAUCGACCUCACUCUGGAUCCCGUCUGUACUUAUGCUGUCCAUAUAGAGAGUUCUAUUUUCCUGAGUUUGGGACAGAUGGCUAGGUUCUAUUCGCCUUUGAUUGUGACCAGUGUUACCACCAUACUACUUUUGACACUAAGACACCAACUGCACUGCCUUGGCAACAAACAGAAAUGUCCCCUCUUCAUGACUGCUCUCGUUACUGGUGCUAAACCUUACUAUGUAAUACCUGUCGCCAAAAUCCUGUCACAUCUUGGGAGAUCUCGAUUUGUGGCUCACCUUCCUCUGUACGGUGUGAGCUCACUGCAUGAGCUGGGCAUAGACUUUGUGUUCCUGCCAAUUCUGCUGUAUGCAAUCGGAUUGGCGGUCACCUAUAUGAUCGGAGUGGGCACUUACGUUGGUAUUGUUGCCAGUGGCCAAGCUGUUAACAAACUGGUUAUGAGAUUCUUGGGCCGCCUGAUGCCAGGUUGGUCGGACUGGGUGAUGUCCGGAUUAAGCAAGGUGCCCCUAGCUGUGGCCGUGUUCAUGGUAGCUCUGUGCCACACUGCCAGUGCUGGCCUCGCUCUAACCGUCGGAGCAGUUUUCUACUUCAUCAAGGUUUGCUCCUUAUAUGAUGACUAUCUCGAGCAGUUGAUGAUGUGGCCACUUAAGAUUGCUAAAAGAGAACUCUUUGGAAAAGUAAAUGUGAAAAAGGAAGAAGAAAGGAGAGCGCUGACAGAGGAAGAGGAAAAGGAGGAGAAGGAGGACAGCACCACUUUUGAUGAACUGCAAGAAAUGUUCGACCUGACUGAAAUAAAUUACCACAUCACUGUUAUGCUGAUCUGGAGCACCGCCACCCUGAUACACAUCCCCAGCGUACUAGUGUGGGCCCAUAACUACAGAUACAAUACGAAACUGGAGCCUGACCCAGCUUGGUGGAAUGGUAUUAUCUUGAGUAUUUGUGCCGGCGUUCUGUGGCAAGGAAAUCUCCCCAGAAUGAUCUCGUCUACUACGAAGAACUCGGGAAUGCUAUGUUCGGUUUGGCCGUGCUCGCACUUGCCUUCACUCACUUUUCGCUCCAUCGGCUUGGUCCCUUACUUACAACCUCCAUCGUACUGAUCACACUUCACCACCUUCUAGCACCUUGGUUCACACCGAAACCCGCGGCUGCACCGGCCCUGGGAGAGGAUGAGGAGGAAGCAGGAGAAGGAGAGGAGGAGGAGGCAGGCCACCCGACUUUGACUGACUCAAUCACACCGGAUGAUGAUGAGGAGGGGGAAGAGGAGGAGAGAGAUUGUCGCGCUCUAGCGGAGACUCUGACAAACAUCACCGAGCAGACUGAGGAGAUCAGCGAGGAUCCGACUAACGGAUCCGAAUCGGACAAAGUGUCCGACUUUGACAAACUGACGCCGACGUCCGAUUCGGAUCAGGAACUGGGCUCUAGCAAUGCGUCCGUGUCGUCCUUUGAGAACCUCUCGGCUACCGAGCUUAACAAGUCUCCUCCAGCUGCGCAGUAGAGUGUUGAAACCAUCUUCAUACUCUCUGCAGAAGCGAGUGGAGACCGUCUGUAGAUUCUCUGCAGAAGCGAGGAAAACGUUGAAUUUUUCUGUUGGAUUAUAAUGGGGCUGGGUAAUAGGUGCCGAGUGUCUGCAGACUCAUGACAGACGUGAGGAAAAUGUGUGAUUAGAUUUUAAUGUUGUUGAGAUUGUAGGGUAUGUGUAACAGUUUCAGAGUGUCUGCAGACACUUGAAAUACGCGAGGAAAAAGUUUGAAAGAUAUGUUUAAAAGAUCUGAGAAAAAUGUGUAGAGCGCUCGCAGACGCAUGGAAGAUGUCAUGAGAUUUGAAUGUUCGAAACAAUUGAACCAGCGCAUAAGGUGUAGAUUUUCUUCUGAAUUGUAUUCUUUUGGCUAAAGAUGAUGCCCUUUAUUGGAUGAAUGGGUUUGAAAGAUGAACUAAAUUCCAAUUUUGUUAUCUGCUUGCUGCUUAUAGUAGUGCUUGUAUGGUUAUAAGGAUUCUAUAGGUACCAUAUGAGAAUGUUUUGUUGCAAGCAAGUCAGAUAUCAGUUCGCCCAGUUAUAGGCGAUUUAUGAACCACUGGGAAUUAACUUUAGAACACAUGCAUAUAAUGAGUAUGUAUUUAAGAUCAUAGCGGACCAUUUUCAUGAAAGUGCUAAGCCCUUGUUAUCCAUCGGAUCAUCUAAAUAAUGGUAUUACCGUUGAAUGAGUUUUAUAUUGGAACGGCCCUGUACAUACUGUUAUUGAAACUCUUAAGGAGUUAUAGUCUAUCACAUUUCCUGAAAUUGUCUUAAACUUCCUAGUUAUAACUGAAAGUGAUCUCAAAAGUCUAUCUUGAUCUAUAUUCGUUCGUUCCAUUAUCUCACUUCAAUAUGCAAUGCUAUUUGACGUCGUUGACAUUCAACGUUUUCCUCUUUUUCCAAGAGAUCUGCAGACUCUGUCGUCUGUCUGUCUGUCUGUCUGAUGUUGUGAUGUCUGAUGUAUUUGGUGUUUUAUAUUUAUAAGAAGCUUCACCAGGUAUGUGUGCAAUUUAUCGUAGGUUAGAAAAGUUAAUUCUUACUCUAGUCAGGCAGUUGAGCUUUUAAGCUGAUAAGGAAGCUGUGAUGUCUCUGAAAUGAUGCUUGAAAGAUUCAAGCUGGUAAUUUCUGUAGCUCUCAAGCAGCUUGUGUUGGAAAGAAUAUGGUAAAGUUUUUAUGAAAAGCAACUGCAUUGGUAAUAUAUUUUAAGUAAAUGUCAGAUGUGUGUUAGGUUAUCAAUACUUAUAUUGAAAUAUGUUCUGUCUGUGUAUAAUCCCAUACUAACUAUGGAAUGAAUAUUAUAUGUGGAGUCUCCGCCAUUUUUAAACUCUCAAUUUAGUGAUCACGACUAUGACUGAGAUCACCGAUCAUGACUUAUGAUAUCUCAAAUUGAUGUUUACAUAUUUGAUGUAUUACCAACUAUAGCCUAACUAUAUGAUACUUGUUUAAAUAUAAAUUUCAAUUUUGAAUUAUUUAAAAAAGAAUAACUCAAUUAGAUCGACGGACUUAUGAGGGGUAGAACUGGUAAACAUUAGUUGUUAAUACAUUAGUUUCAAAUGAACAAAUUCAACUCUUGUAGUAAUUAUGUCGCAUUUCAAAGUUUAGCUGUAAUUUAACCUAAGUUUGUUUGAUUCUAUAUUUUAUUACCAUGUAAUGUUCUCAUGACUUUGUAUGUUCUUGUUUUAGGCAAAAGUGAUUUUUUUCAAAUAGAAUCCAACCUGUUGAUAAAAAGUUACAAAGUGGUAGUUACCAUAAAAUUCAACAAAUUGAGUGCUUUAAAUUUGUAAAACUCAAAAAGUUGAAGAUCAGUUAUGAUAAAAUUGGCUCAAAUAAGGCAAAACGAAAAUAGGUAAGGGUUUUUAACAAUAUUCCCAUAAAAUAUACGGUAUUUGUAUGAAUUUCUACAAGCAUUGUAAUGUUACUGUUGAAAUAUGAAUUUGAAUUUCUUUGGGUGAUUUUCCAAAUAUUUUAGUAUUAUAAAUGCUUCAUGUGAGCUUCAUACUUUACUGAUAAGGAAAUUAUUUUAAGCUUGAAAAUUAAUUACUGGAAUUGAAUCUCAUUAUAGAUAUUGAUGCUACUGAAUUACCAUGAUAGUAUUGUAAAUGUCACUAUUAAGAUUGUUGUACGCCUUAUGUAAGUAGUUUGUAGUUUUAUUUUUAAAAUUUAGUAUUAUGGUUAUUCUCUUUUGGUAUGUUAACUUAUGAAUCUCAAUAAUGAACAAUUUUUUCAAUGAUAG